This is a messenger RNA of Pyrus x bretschneideri (Chinese white pear), 2715 nucleotides long. RefSeq names its product flavonoid 3'-monooxygenase CYP75B137-like. Bases 88 to 1638 code for a protein of 516 amino acids. The record is from RefSeq and is a predicted model, not a curated record. Gene Ontology annotation, molecular function: heme binding; oxidoreductase activity, acting on paired donors, with incorporation or reduction of molecular oxygen; monooxygenase activity. The transcript has 3 exons. Lineage: Eukaryota; Viridiplantae; Streptophyta; Magnoliopsida; Rosales; Rosaceae.
UAAAUUAUCCAUACGGACGACUAAAUAUUAUAUUAACCCAGUCCUCCUCCCAUUCCCAAACGCUGCACAGUAGUACAGUACACAGCAAUGGCAUUCGAUUCCCAUUCCCAUUCCAACUAUUUGUAUUCGUUGUGGUCUCAAUCCGAUCAAACUUCGCUGACCUUCAUCUCUGCCAUUUUCCUCGUCUUUCUGUACCUCUGGCUGGUCAGAAAAUCUAACAACCCGUACCCGCCUCUGCCACCUGGGCCGCGGGCCCUGCCCUUGGUCGGGAACCUCCUCUCCCUCGACCCAGAACUCCACUCCUACUUCAUGGGCCUGGCCCAAUCCCACGGCCCAAUCUUCAAACUCCGCCUCGGCAACAUCGUCGGCGUUGUGGUUACCUCCCCUUCCUCCGCUCGCGAGAUUCUCAGGGACCAUGACGCCACCUUCGCCAACCGCGACGUCCCUGUCGCGGCUCGGGCCGCGACGUACGGGGGAAUCGACAUCGCGUGGACUUCGUACGGACCGGAAUGGCGGAUGUUGAGGAAAGUCUGCAUGCUGAAAAUGCUCAGCAACACCGCUCUCGACACGGUGUAUGCGCUCCGGAGGAAACAGCUCCGACAGACUGUCAGGUAUUUCUACAAUCGGAUCGGGUCGCGGGUCAACGUGGGGGAGCAGAUGUUCCUGAACGCGCUGAAUGUUAUUACGAACAUGCUGUGGGGCAGAACCGUGGAGGAGGACGUGAGGGCGGGGCCCGGGGCGGAGUUUCGAGAAGUGGUGUUGGAGAUGACGAAGCUUAUAGGGAAGCCGAAUGUUUCAGACUUUUAUCCGGGUUUGGCCCCGUUUGAUUUACAGGGGUUGGUGAAACAGGUUAGCAGGUUGGCCUGGAGGAUUGAUGGGAUAUUUGAGAAGAUAAUAGAUCAACGGCUGGCGCUUGACAAGGAAGGAGAGAAGGAGGAGAGCAAUAAGGAUUUUUUAACGUUUUUGUUGAAGUUUAAGGAGGAGGGAGGAGAUUCCAAGACGCCUUUCACCAUGUCUCAUCUCAAAGCUUUGCUUAUGGAUAUGGUUGUGGGUGGGACUGACAAUUCCUCCAACACAAUUGAGUUUGCACUGGCUGAAAUCAUGAACAAGCCAGAGAUGAUGGAAAAAGCCCGGAAAGAGUUAGAAGAUGUAGUUGGCAAACACAACAUUGUAGAAGAGUCCCACAUCGACAAAUUGCCAUACUUACAAGCUGUGAUGAAAGAAACUUUGCGCUUGCACCCAUCAGUGCCUUUGUUAAUCCCUCAUUGCCCAAGUGAAAAUUGCAUUGUGGGAGGCUACACCAUUCCCAAGGGAUCUCGGAUUUUUGUCAACGUUUGGGCUAUACACAGAGACCCUUCGAUUUGGGAAAACCCAUUGGAGUUCAAGCCGGAGAGGUUCUUGGAUAGCAAAUGGGACUACAGUGGGAAAAACUUCAACUAUUUUCCAUUUGGGUCAGGUAGAAGAAUGUGUGCUGGGAUUGCAAUGGCUGAGAGGAUGGUGAUGCAGUCACUUGCUACACUUUUGCAUUCUUUUGACUGGAAAUUGCCAGAGGGAGAGAAGUUGGAUCUUUCUGAGAAAUUUGGGAUUGUGUUGAAGAAGAAGAUUCCUUUGGUUGCCAUCCCAACUCCAAGGGACUAAGUUAAAUGAGACUAAAGGGAACACGCGUGGAAAAACUCUCUCGUUGGCGAGGCCUAUCAAGAACCAGGGGGUUUGCGAUGACUAACUGCCUCACGUCUCUCUCUGCUAUAUGUUUUCACAAACCCAGCCAUCAUCGUUCCCCCUUUGCCAAUUAUCUCUCCCUCUCCUCCUCUUUCUCCUAUUUUUCUUUUUUUUUUGCUCCGCCGAGAUUUGAUUCUCCUUAAUCUGAUCUGGCUGGCGCCCAAUAAUCCCAUUCAAUGAGUUCGUUCACCCCACAAAGGCCACCUGGAUUUUAACGUCUCGAAAAUCGCCCUAUCAGAUCUUUCGUACCCGGAUCCAAACCUCUCAAAAGUCGAGUUUCUCUUCCUCCUCUUUGCCAACUACCUCCAGUCACUUAAGGUCUCCAUGGACGUCAAAUUGGCAAUGUACAACUCGAAGGUGAAAUUCAAAUCAGUUUGGUAUGUGCAGAGGUUGUGGUUUAUGUUUUUUGUAAAGAAGGAGACAGAGAAGGUAAUACGGCAACGUUUUGUAGGAUAGUGGCAAAUUACGAAGUCUAGUUCCAUUGCAAAAUGGAAUAAAAAAAUUGGGACUAAAAUAUUUUAGUCCGAGACUUAGUCCAGCACUGCACGAAACACUUCACUAUUUUUAUCCUGCUUAGUCUAGGCUAAUCCAGUCUAGCUUAAUCUCUAAAGCUAAUCCAGUCUGAAAUAGCUAGGUGUAACAAACGUCCUAAUCCUUACCUAAUCCCUAUAAAGAGUGAGCCUGGUUUGCUUAUUUUGAACAAUAGUUGUAAUAUAAAAAAAAUUGAAGCAUGUGCUGGUUAUAUAAUUAUGGUUGCCAACAUGAUGCAAUUUGACUGCUUGUGGCCUGCUAGAUUACUAUUUCAUUUUUGGUUAUUUGUUUUCAAUUUUGCGUUAAGUGAAAAUGUUUGACAGGUCAUUUUAAGUAUUGAACAUUUACUUUCUCAGUUCCCCUUUAAAGGCUUGUUUGUGUGUGGUAAUCUUAAGUGUAUAUUUGCUUAGCGUGAUUUGAAUUUGAGACAAAGAAGAUGGAUGGAGUGCACAGAUUAGUACAGUA